This is a messenger RNA of Brassica rapa (field mustard), 2098 nucleotides long. RefSeq names its product serine carboxypeptidase-like 15. The record is from RefSeq and is a predicted model, not a curated record. NCBI's taxonomy places the organism in Eukaryota, Viridiplantae, Streptophyta, Magnoliopsida, Brassicales, Brassicaceae. Gene Ontology annotation, molecular function: acyltransferase activity, transferring groups other than amino-acyl groups; serine-type carboxypeptidase activity. Gene Ontology annotation, biological process: proteolysis; secondary metabolic process.
GAUUUGAAUUGAAAUAUAUCGAUAGAAGUAUUUUAAAGAGAGCAAAACUAGUAUAUGAAAGAUUAAAAUCAAUUCAUUUAUCGUCAAUUAGUUUUGAUUUGAAAGAUGAUCUAAUAUGUAACAUAAUAUCGACAUUAGUAUAUAAAGAAUUUGAAUCAAUCUACUCAUCUUCAAUUGCCUUAAAAUUGGAAGUUUAUAAAGCUAAAAUAUCUUACAAGAUUUACUUUAGAAUAUCAUAAAUCCAUAAGACCAACAACAAAAAAAAAGUCCACAAGACAUGAAAACAUGCAACAUUUUUUGCAACACUAAUUCUUGAGACUAUUUUUUCAUAAAAUUUAAGAUCACUUCUUUCUUUUUGCCUUCGUCAUACUCUUGACAUCAUUUCCGACUCCGGCGCAAGGAGACGCAGACAUUUACUAUAGGAUCUUGGUUUGUGCACUGCAUGCAAACGAAUGGUAAAAAGGACGCACGUGCCACAUGGUUGAAUUGUUGUGUGUCAACAGUGUCAUUAACCAAGAUAAAGUGCCCAUCCCAAAUUCCUCUACGUGGUUCUUCUUGGUUCUCCAGCAGCAUCUCAUUUUAUUUAAAUCUAUAAAUGUUUUCGUCCUAAGUUCUAACGAAGAAAAACAAAGAAAACAAUUAAUGGGGAACAAGUUGUUGUUGCAGCUGCUUCUGCUUCUUCCUCUUCUGCAUGCUUAUUCAGGAAUAUCUACAGUUCGAUAUCUUCCAGGUUACCAUGGCCCUCUUCCUUUCGAGCUUGAAACCGGGUACAUUGGUGUUGGUGAGGCAGAGGAAAGCCAGUUUUUCUACUACUUCAUCAAAUCUGAGAGAACUCCAGCAGAAGACCCUCUUCUUAUCUGGUUAACCGGAGGACCUGGCUGCUCUUCUAUCUCUGGCUUUCUUCUUGAGAAUGGGCCUCUGGCUUUCAAUACUGAGUCUGACAGUGGAAACAUCCCAUCAUUGGUCUCUACUACAUAUUCAUGGUCUAAGGUGGCGAAUAUAAUCUAUUUGGAUCAGCCUGUUGACACUGGCUUCUCUUACUCUAGAAACCCACUUGCUAAUAUACCAAGUGACACAAGAUCAGCUAAGCUGGUCCAUGAGUUUGUUCAUAAAUGGCUAGCCAAGCAUCCUGAGUAUUUCUCCAAUCCUUUCUAUGUCACCGGAAAUUCUUAUGCCGGUAAAGUGGUUCCGGCUACUGUUCAAGAAAUCUCAAUUGGAAAUGGUUUAUGCUGUAAACCUCAAAUAAAUCUUCAGGGUUACGUGCUGGGAAAUCCUAUAACAGACUUGGAUAACGAGAAGAACUGGCACAUUCCAUUUGCUCAUGGAAUGGCUUUGAUCUCUGACGAGCACUACGAGUCGCUAAGGAGAAGCUGCAGAGGAAAUUAUGCUAAAGUGGAUCCUCUUAACACAGAAUGCAUGAAUCUCGUUGAAGAGUUUGAGAAGUGUGUUUCUGGAUUAGAUUGGUCAUAUAUUCUAGGACCAAAGUACAUAAACCCGUCUGACCCCGAUGACGCCAACCCGCUUGGGCAUCGCAUGACUGUGCAGUCUAACCGCUGGACCAAUGAGGAGAGUGUGCGCAGAGCCCUUCAUGUGGAGAAGGGGACUAUCGGAGAAUGGUCACUUUGUGAUCGGGAAUUACCUUACAAGUUUGACAUUAACAGCAGUGUACCAUACCAUAAGAACAACAGCAUCCAAGGAUAUCGAUCUCUCAUCUUCAGUGGUGAUCACGACUUGCUUGUCCCUUUUCUUGCAACUCAAGAUUGGAUGAGAUCACUAAACUAUUCCAUUGUUGAGGACUGGAGGCCAUGGAUGGUUCACAAUCAAGUCGCUGGUUGCAGAUACACAAGGACGUAUGCCAAUAAAAUGACAUUUGCCACUGUAAAAGGCGGCGGGCACACCAUUGUGUAUAAACCAGAUGAGUACUCUGCUAUGUUCAAGAGAUGGAUUAAUGGCCAACCUCUGUAGAAGCCUAUCAGCGAUUUGUUAACAAAAAAAAAGCUGCGAAGUCUUGAUAUGGUGAUCUCUGAUCUGAUGUGUCUUGUAUGAUUAGGCAAAAAGACAAUGAUAAUUUUGGGUCAAUUCCAACUUCUUUUUUAUA